Molecule: messenger RNA, 1121 nt
Organism: Ipomoea nil (Japanese morning glory)
Lineage: Eukaryota; Viridiplantae; Streptophyta; Magnoliopsida; Solanales; Convolvulaceae
Product: rRNA-processing protein FCF1 homolog
Exons: 9
Coding region: 243-839 (198 amino acids)
Cellular component (GO): small-subunit processome; nucleolus
Source: RefSeq, a predicted model, not a curated record
GAUCCCUAGUCCCUUAUUCCGUUCUCGGGCUUCUCCACUUUUCUCUCGUCUCUCACCGCCUCACGCCCUCCGCCCUCCGCCCUCGGCGACGCUCCGGUCAGGCUGUCCCUCGCUUCAUCGACUCAGCGGCGACCGUACGGGACUCAGGCACUCAGUGGCUCUGCGGACCUCACCUCAGCCACUCAGCACUCUGUGGCUCUGCUUCACUAAGUCACUGAACUCCGAACAACUGUGAUCGCACAAUGGGAAAAGCUAAGAAGUCCCCCAAAUUCGCCGUUAUGAAGAAAAUUGUGACUCAUAAAGCUAUCAAACAGCAUAAAGAGGAGGUUUUGAACCCAAAGAAGAAAGAUUUGAGCAAAGAGAAGCUCCCGCGGAACGUGCCUUAUGUUUCUUCUGCCCUCUUCUUCAAGUAUAACACUGCCUUGGGACCCCCUUAUAGAGUGUUGGUCGAUACCAACUUUAUCAAUUUCUCCAUUCAGAAUAAAUUGGAUUUGGAGAAAGGAAUGAUGGAUUGCUUGUAUGCAAAAUGCACUCCUUGUAUUACGGACUGUGUGAUGGCUGAGCUUGAGAAGCUGGGUCAAAAAUACCGAGUUGCCCUCAGAAUUGCCAAGGAUCCUCGAUUUGAAAGGCUUCCUUGUACUCAUAAAGGAACUUAUGCUGAUGACUGUCUUGUUGAUAGGGUUACCCAGCACAAGUGCUAUAUUGUUGCAACGUGUGAUCGAGAUUUGAAGCGAAGGAUCCGUAAGAUACCUGGUGUACCAAUCAUGUAUAUCACUCAACACAAAUACUCAAUUGAACGGAUGCCUGAAGCAACAAUUGGUGGAGCUCCAAGAAUUUGAUGGUAAUCUGUCAAUCUGGCUGCGAGCUGUAACCGGCUAGCUAAAUACAUGAUCAAAGCAUCUCUACCCCAAGAAACAAACUUCAGAGAGGAGCGAGGAAGGAGGGUAUUUGGAAUGAAAUUUUGUUUCAAAAUUGAUACUCUAUAGCAAUUGCAUUAGUUCCUCCAUUGUAACAAUUUUGGUUCUAGUACCGUACCUGGUGGCUUUACCACACUGUCAUGUAUUAUUAUUAUUAUUCUUAUUAUUUUAUGGUUGAAGAUAGUAUUAUGAGCCACUUUGGAA